GGUGGUCCACGUGAGAGACGUGACCCGCGGCUUCAUUCUCGAUUUGCAGAAAUGGUCAUGGCGGUGGUGGUUCCGAGCUUCCCGCCUGCAAGCUAACAAACCCUCGCCCUUUCUCUCCAUUUCCUACUUGUUGAGAAUUGCUAGCUCACGGUGUGUAAUUUUGUUUUUUUGCUGGCCUGUUGGAUUUUUCGGACUUCGGUGAAACGGAGAUGGGGAAUUGGUUGUCUGCCGAAGAACCGCCGCCGCCGAUGGUGCUGGUUCCGCCGCUCUUCGAUUUUCCGCCUCUCGCCGCCCGUACGAGAAUGCUGGAAUCUUCGUAUGAUUUGUUGUUUGGGAAGCUUGCGUUGAGAUGCCUCUUCGAUGAAUAUUUUGAGGAAGCGAAACAUUUCAGCACGAGAAUAAUGCUUAAGCCGAUUGAUGAUCCGCAUGUUGAUUUGAUAGCUACUGUUGCUGGUCCGUAUGAUCACAAACCUGAUGAGCAAAUUAUUGGAAAUGCACAGUUUCGCUGGCAAAGUGAUGUUGAUGAUCCUCAUACAUUUGUCGAUCUUUUUGUCUCAAACUCUGAACCAAUUUUACUAAUGAGGUCCUGUGCGUACUACCCCAAGUAUGGGUUCGGAGCAUUUGGAGUCUUCCCUAUGCUUUUGAAACAAAGAUUAUCUGAUGAUUAUGGCUUUAUGGGUUUGAGAUAUGGCUCUUCAAAUCUAUCGGUUGGAGUGACAGCUGUUCCUUUCUCAUCUAGAGAUGAUAUCCCAAGAAAUGCAUGGUUGGUCAGCAAGAUAGGAAGUUUAACUGCUGGAGUGCAAUAUGAACCAAAAUUUGGCAGCAAAGAUGGAGCAAAAUACAAAAACUUAGCAAAUUGGAGCUGUGCACUUGGUUAUGGAUUAGGAUCUGCCAGUCCAUUGAGUCCAUCUUUCACCUUUGGGCUCGAACUAGCUCGGAAUUCACAGUUCAUUGCUUCUUUCUAUCAACACGUGGUGGUCCAACGACGGGUAAAGAAUCCCCUUGAAGAGAAUGAAGUAGUCGGAAUCACCAAUUACAUUGACUUUGGGUUUGAGUUACAAACAAGUGUCGAAAAUCACAAGCCAUCAAACAACAUUCAAGAUUCCACUUUUCAAGUGGCCGCAUCCUGGCAAGCCAAUAAGAACUUUUUACUCAAGGGAAAAGUCGGGCCCUUAUGUUCAUCGAUCGCCCUAGCUUUCAAAUCAUGGUGGAAGCCUUCUUUCACUUUCAGUGUAUCAGCUGUUAGAGAUCGCAUCCGGGGAGAAACAGCUCUGGGAUUGGGCAUUCAUGUGGAUAAUAUUAGGGAAGCAAGUUACCAAAGAGCAGAUCCAAAUUUUGUGAUGCUGACACCAAACAAAGAGCAUCUGGCAGAGGGAAUACACUGGAAAGUUGGGCAAAGAACUUUGCUACAAUCAGAUGUAAAUGCUGGAAACUUCGAGGGAAUGCCCAAAGAAUUGAGACCCUUCAAUAAAAUAUUGUAAUCUCUCUCUCUCUCUCUCUCUCUCUCUCUAUCUAUGAAUCUAAUUAAUUAAUUAAUUACUUCCAAUAUUUCUCAUCCUAUAGGAACAGAUAGGAUAGAAGCCCAAACAAUCAAAUUUUGAAAUCAA
This is a messenger RNA of Andrographis paniculata, 1607 nucleotides long. RefSeq lists its product as uncharacterized. NCBI's taxonomy places the organism in Eukaryota, Viridiplantae, Streptophyta, Magnoliopsida, Lamiales, Acanthaceae. The transcript has 14 exons. Bases 210 to 1481 code for a protein of 423 amino acids. The record is from RefSeq and is a predicted model, not a curated record.